Molecule: messenger RNA, 1908 nt
Organism: Girardinichthys multiradiatus
Lineage: Eukaryota; Metazoa; Chordata; Actinopteri; Cyprinodontiformes; Goodeidae
Product: guanine nucleotide-binding protein subunit alpha-11-like
Exons: 8
Coding region: 162-1307 (381 amino acids)
Biological process (GO): action potential; adenylate cyclase-modulating G protein-coupled receptor signaling pathway; phospholipase C-activating dopamine receptor signaling pathway
Cellular component (GO): heterotrimeric G-protein complex
Molecular function (GO): guanyl nucleotide binding; GTPase activity; G-protein beta/gamma-subunit complex binding
Source: RefSeq, a predicted model, not a curated record
GAGAUAUUUGUUUUUUUUAAAAUACCCUGCAACGUGUGUGUACCAGGCCUCAACCGUUUCCUUGUUUACCUGGCAGUUAUGAAAAAACAUCAAGGUACAAUUAUUGCACCCGUCAACUCCGGCAAAGUUUUGUGAAGCACAGCUGGUAAACUUGUUCAACAAUGGACAAGUGCUGCAACUUAUCUUCUGAGGAGCAAAAGAGCCAGAUGAUAGGCAGAGAAAUAGAACAACAUAAAAUGGACAAACAAAAUCUCAAACGUAAGGUGAAGCUGCUGCUUUUAGCAGAACAUUGCCCAUCCAUCCCACUGUCUCCUCAGGCUUGCCUGCUUCCCACAGUGCAUCUUGGUGGCAUUCAUUCCCUAGGAACUGGUGAGAGUGGGAAGAGCACCUUCAUCAAACAGAUGAGGAUCAUCCAUGGCAAAGGAUACAAUGAAUCUGACAGGAAAAGUUUCAUCAAACUGGUGUGUCAGAACAUCAUUACAGCCAUCCAGGCGCUAAUUGAAGCCAUGCAAACUCUAAAUAUCGACUAUGUUGAUGACCAAAAUGUUAGCUAUGCUAACACAUUGAAAGAAGUGGAUGUAAUCCAGGUAAUAACUUUGGAGUCCUGGCAGGUGGAUGCCAUAAAGCGAGUGUGGAAUGACCACGGAGUACAACAGUGCUAUGACAGGAGGCGAGAGUUCCAGUUGUCAGACUCUGCCAAAUAUUAUCUGUCUGACAUGGACAGAAUCACAGCCCCAAUGUACAUUCCCACUGUGCAGGACAUCUUGCGGGUCAGGGUUCCCACCACGGGCAUCAUAGAGUACCCAUUUGACAUGUCAAAGGUCAUUUUCAGGAUGGUGGAUGUGGGUGGCCAGCGUUCCCAAAGGAAGAAGUGGAUCCACUGCUUUGAAAAUGUCACCUCCGUCAUAUUUCUGGCAGCCCUCAAUGAAUACGAUCAAGUCCUGUGUGAGAGUGAAACAGAUAACCGACUGGCUGAGAGCCUUGCCCUCUUCAAGACAAUCGUCUCAUCCAAGUGGUUUCAGGAGUCAUCCACCAUACUCUUUUUGAAUAAAACAGACCUGCUAGAAGAGAAAAUCAAAAUAUCGCAUUUGGCAACCUACUUCCCAGACUACAAUGGGCCUUCAGGUGAUGCUGAAUCUGCAAAAAAGUUUAUUGAGAAGAUGUACAUCGAGCUCCACAAAAAUCGUCACAAACCCCUCUACACACACUUCACCUGUGCCACAGACACAGAGAACAUCCGAAUUGUCUUCAAAUCAGUCAAAGACACAAUUUUUUUAGAAAACAUGGCUUCUUUAAACAUUGAAUAAGGAAGGAUGGACUGGUUGUUUUAAUGUUUAGGCACAUAAAUUGCUGGUGGCAACCACAGAUUCCAACAAUAUUAUUGAAUAUUUUGUUGGUUAAAUGCUUUUUGUUUAGCUUGUUAAAAAAAAUUAAAAAGGAGAGACAUUUAAACAGCAAAGCCAGGCAUACAAUCUAUCCAGGCUUUAAAUCUCAUUUUAUCACAUCUAUUUAUUUAAAGUUGUACAGAGUCAAAUCUCCUAUGUAACUAUAUGUACAACAGCACUGCCACAUAUUCUUCAUGCCACCAGUAGAUUAUGGGCCUUCCAUUGUUUCACACACCCUAUAAUCCACACAAUCAGAUGAACUCUGACUAGCGAUACUCGAUGGAGGAAGAAUGCCACACAUCCUGCCUUGCAGCUUUGAAGAGCAGAAAUGAAUAGGAACACUGCAAGCAGACGGCUCUACAUUUGUUUUUGUUUUUAUUCACAGUGAUAAUGACAAAAUGAUAAUGUUUUCAAUAAGUCUCUUGUUUGUUCCCACUAUCUUUAUAAAAUAUUUAUUAUAAAACUUACUGUGUCAUAUGUUGUACAAUCUGAAAUAAAACAUGUGUUGUCACUUUAAAUUGUA